Molecule: messenger RNA, 1212 nt
Organism: Physeter macrocephalus (sperm whale)
Lineage: Eukaryota; Metazoa; Chordata; Mammalia; Artiodactyla; Physeteridae
Product: zinc finger protein 678-like
Biological process (GO): regulation of gene expression
Cellular component (GO): nucleus
Source: RefSeq, a predicted model, not a curated record
AUGAAGGGCAAAAACGAUGUUAUUAUGGAUGUAACCAAAUUGGGACAGUUACCCAUAAUGAAAACAUUAUUGCCAAAAGAAAUUGAGGAUACAAAUCAAAUUGGGAAAAAUUCCAUUUUAAGUCAAGUUACUCAACAUCUGAAUAUUCAUGCUAGGGAGGAACGUUACAAGUGUAAUACAUGUGGGAAAGUCUUUAAUCAAUUAUUAAAUCUAAAUAGACAUAGGGAAAUCCAUACUGUAGGGAAACAUUACAGAUGUGAAGAAUGUGGCAAAGCCUUUAACCGACACUCAAGCCUUACUCGACAUCAGAUAAUUCAUAUUGCAGAGAAGCCUUACAAAUGUACAGAAUGUGGCAAAGCCUUUAACAGGCAUUCAUAUCUUGCCCAGCAUCAGCGAAUUCAUACUGGAGAGAAACCUUAUAAAUGUAAAGAAUGUGACAAAGCCUUUAACUGCCUGAAUCUUACCCAUCAUGAGAGAAUUCAUACUGAGAAGAAACUAUAUAAAUGUACAGAAUGUGGCAAAGCCUUUAACUGGCAAUCAAACCUUGUCCAGCAUGAGAUAAUUCAUACAGGGGAGAAACCAUACAAAUGUGAAGAAUGUGGCAAAGCUUUUAAUUGCCAUUCAAACCUUAUUCGGCAUAAGAUAAUUCAUACUGCAGAGAAGCCUGACAAAUAUAGAUAAUAACAUUACAAGUGUAAUAAAUGUGGGAAAGUCUUUAAUCAAUUAUUAAAUCUAAAUAGACAUAGGAAAAUCCAUACCGGAGGAAAAUAUUACAAAUGUGAAGAAUGUGGCAAAGCCUUUACCCAAUGCUCAGUUCUUAUUCAACAUCAGAGAAUUCAUACUGGGAAGAACCCAUACACUUGCAAAGAAUGUGGCAAAGCCUUCACCCAGUACUCAACUCUUACUCAACAUCAGAUAAUUCAUACUAGAGAGAAACCAUACAAAUGUAAAGUAUGUGGUAAAACCUUUACCAACUGCUCAACUGUUACUCAACAUCUGAGAAAUCAUACUGGGGAGAAACCAUACAAAUGUAGAGUAUGUGGUAAAGCCUUUACCCAUUGCUCAAUUCUUACUCAACACCAGAUAAUUCAUAAGCAGAGAAGACUUACAAAUGUGGCAAAACCUUUAACCAGAGCUGUCACCUCCCUCAACAUCAGAGAGUGCAUGCAGGAGAGAGACUAUACAAAUAUAAUAAGUGAUGAAAGACAUUAG